Messenger RNA from Aspergillus ochraceoroseus IBT 24754, 1715 nucleotides. Its product is annotated as allantoinase alX. Gene Ontology annotation, cellular component: cytoplasm. NCBI's taxonomy places the organism in Eukaryota, Fungi, Ascomycota, Eurotiomycetes, Eurotiales, Aspergillaceae. Gene Ontology annotation, biological process: purine nucleobase catabolic process. Gene Ontology annotation, molecular function: allantoinase activity. The coding region runs from base 174 to 1715 and encodes 513 amino acids. The record is from RefSeq and is a predicted model, not a curated record. The transcript has 2 exons.
UGGCGUCAAAUCAACUCGCGUUCUUUUCUUAUCUUUUCCUCUUUAUCUCUCUCUCUCUUUUCUCUCUCUCUCUCUUCUCUCUGGCUUCCGUCGCUGCUGGCUGGCUUUUUCUUCUUCCCUCCUCUCGAGUCCUGGUUUAAGCCUCUUCCUCCCCAGAAAACCCUGGACUAGUCAUGGACUCCCCCCAGAUCCCCUCCUCCAUCGCCGUGUUUACCUCCACGCGCGCCGUCAUUUCAGGUCGUCUCACUUCCGCCACUAUCGUCGUCUCCCGGACUACCGGCAAGAUCACCGCCGUCUUCGACUCGGUCAUCCCCGCCUCGGACUUCCCGGACGGUACCCCUUAUACGGACUUUUCUCCCUAUGUCCUGCUUCCCGGCUUGGUUGAUGCCCAUGUGCACCUGAAUGAGCCUGGCCGCACUGAAUGGGAGGGCUUCUACACCGGCACCCAGGCGGCGGCCUUUGGCGGUGUCACCACCGUCGUCGAUAUGCCUCUCAACGCCAUCCCCCCCACGACCACCGUCGCCAACUUCAAGGAGAAGCUGCGCGCCGCCGCCGGCAAGUGCUGGGUUGACGUGGGCUUUUAUGGCGGCGUCAUCCCCGGAAAUGCGGGUGACCUGAAGGCGCUAGUCCAGGAAGGCGUUCGUGGCUUCAAGUGUUUCCUUAUCGACAGUGGGGUCGACGAGUUCCCAGCUGUCUCUUCGGAGGAUAUCCGAAAGGCCAUGAUCCAGUUAGCCGAUGAGCCCACCACCCUCAUGUUCCAUGCUGAGAUGGUGCCUCCCAUGGCCUCAUCGGAGGACCAGGCUGGGGACCCCCACGGCCCCGUCGAGGCAUAUUCCACCUUCCUGGCAUCUCGCCCCUCGUCCUAUGAGACAUGCGCCGUGGAGGAGAUACUAUCCCUGUCCCCUCUGGCGCCCAAGCUCAACCUGCACAUCGUCCACCUGUCCGCCAUGGAGGCCAUCCCACUCUUGCGCAUGGCCCGUGCAGACGGUAUCCCCAUCACCGCCGAGACAUGCUUCCACUACCUCUCCCUAGCCGCGGAGGAGAUCCGCGACGGAGACACCCGCCACAAGUGCUGCCCGCCCAUCCGCUCCAAGAUGAACCAGGAUGCCCUCUGGACCGAACUCGAGCGCCACGCCGACGACGGUGUCAUCAAGACCGUUGUCUCGGACCACUCUCCCUGUACUCCCAACCUCAAGCUCCUCCCCGCCGACAUCCCAGGCCACUGCUCCACUUCCACGUCCGCUAAGCCAUCUGCUACCGCCACGACUACCGCCCCGGUAGUAAACGAAGGCAGCUUCAUGUCCGCCUGGGGUGGGAUCUCCUCCGUCGGCCUGGGCUUGCCCAUCCUCUGGACCGAACUGAGCCGGCGCCAGGGCCUUACCUCCUCGCCCACAGACACAAACACCAAGCAAGCCCUACAGGACAUUGUGCGUCUAUGCUGCGCCAACACCGCCGCCCAGGUCGGUCUUCAGAAGACCAAGGGUGACCUGGUGCCCGGCUACGACGCAGACUUCUGCGUCUUCGACGACACCGCCGAGUGGAUUGUGGAACCCAGCACCAUGCUCUUCCGCAACAAGUGCUCGCCUUAUCAGGGCCGCAAGCUGCGCGGUAUGGUCCGGGAAACCUGGCUGCGUGGCGAUAAGAUUUUUGGCCGUGAGGAUGGCUUCUGCAUCAAAACUCCCACUGGAUCUUUGCUUCUGGAGAAACGGGUUUGA